AUGGCGAACCUCCCGCCUGUCAUCGGCCCCAGCGCGCCCGCCAGCAAGGACUCGUCCGGGCUGCGCGUCCCGAGCAACGGCAAGACCAUCUACCACCGGCCCCUCAACCGCUCCAAGACGGCCGAGCUGAGCCAGGCGAGCUUCGCCUACCUGUUUGGCGAGAUGGUGACGUACGCCCAGCGCCGCGUCAAGGGCAUUCAAGAACUCGAGCAGCGGCUCAACCUCCAAGGCUAUCCCAUCGGCGUCAAGCUCCUCGACCUGCUCCUCUACCGCGAACCGCCCCGGUCACAGCUCCGGCCCCUCACAAUCGUCUCCCUCCUCCAUUUCAUCAAGCAAAACGUCUGGCAGCACCUCUUUGGGCGCCAGGCUGACCGCCUCGAGAAGUCAAAUAACCCAGACACGCCCGACGAGUACAUGAUUAUCGACAAUGAGCCCCUCGUCAACCGCUACAUCAGCGUCCCGCGCGAGAUGAGCCAGCUCAACUGCGCAGCCUUUAUCGCCGGCGUCAUCGAGGGCGUGUGCGACGGCGCAGACUUUCCCGCCCGCGUGACGGCACAUACCGUCGGCGAGGGCGACAUGUGGCCCGGCAAGACGGUCUUUCUCGUCAAGUUCCGUGGUGAGGUGGUGGAGCGGGAAGCCUUUAUGGGCAAGGGCUGA
Molecule: messenger RNA, 657 nt
Organism: Hirsutella rhossiliensis
Lineage: Eukaryota; Fungi; Ascomycota; Sordariomycetes; Hypocreales; Ophiocordycipitaceae
Product: transport protein particle (TRAPP) component domain-containing protein
Exons: 2
Coding region: 1-657 (218 amino acids)
Biological process (GO): endoplasmic reticulum to Golgi vesicle-mediated transport
Cellular component (GO): TRAPPII protein complex; TRAPPIII protein complex; TRAPPI protein complex
Source: RefSeq, a predicted model, not a curated record